This is a messenger RNA of Gekko japonicus, 1071 nucleotides long. Its product is annotated as growth/differentiation factor 15-like. NCBI's taxonomy places the organism in Eukaryota, Metazoa, Chordata, Lepidosauria, Squamata, Gekkonidae. Bases 1 to 1071 code for a protein of 356 amino acids. Gene Ontology annotation, cellular component: extracellular region. Gene Ontology annotation, molecular function: growth factor activity; cytokine activity. The record is from RefSeq and is a predicted model, not a curated record. The transcript has 2 exons. Gene Ontology annotation, biological process: SMAD protein signal transduction.
AUGCCGAGACCGCAGUAUCUCAUCCCAGGCCUUGCGGUGGUGAUGGCCCUGCUCUCCAUGGUGGACCCCAGGCCAUCAGGGGGCCGUGCGUCUCAGCUGCAACUGGAGGCCAUCAAGCAAAGCCUCUUGGAGCGGCUGGGCCUGGAGAGGCCUCCGGUGGUCCGGCAGCCUCUGGAUCAGGAUGGGCUCCAGAGGGCGCAUCAAGUCUAUCGGGAGAUGCUGGCUCAGUUCAGAGCAAACCGGACCGCGGCAGAGCUGGGAACAACUGUUCACCUCCUAAGGCCGAAAUUGAAACAUGUGGCUGAAGGUCCACCUGGACGUUUGGAGGCCCCAGGGCACUUCUACACUUUGGAACUCCCCAGGACAGCAUCACUCCACCAGAACCUCCUUGUUCUCAGGGCUGAGCUGCAACUCUUCAAGGAGGCCCUCAACUGGCCUGACAUCUCCAGAUCCAACUCCACCUGGGCCACACGUGUCAACAUCUACAAACUGGUGGACGGGGAGAGCCUGGCCCCCAAACUCCUGGCCUCCUAUGUUCUCUCAAGAACCUCCCUGACCCUUGACCUCAGAGACCCUGUGGAUCACUGGAUGGCAGGCCCUGAGCAAAGACUUCUUCUGGGGCUGGAGUUCUCUGCUGAUGUGUCCCCCUUGCUGGCCACCACCACGACUGCGGAAGGAACUGAGGCGCUGUCCCUGGAGGUGGCGACCCAGGAGCAUGUGCGGGUGAGGAAGGCACGGCAACUGAAUGAGGAGUGCGGCAAGGGUGACGGGAAAUGCUGUCUGCGGUCCCUGAAGGUCUCCUUUGAGGACAUUGGGUGGUCUGACUGGGUGGUGGCCCCCAGCAGCUACUCCAUGAAGUUCUGUGAAGGCUCUUGCCCCCAAAACUACAAGCCGGCCAGCAUCCAUGCCCAGAUUAAGUACCGGCUCCACAGCCUCUCUGGGGAGACCCCAGCACCGUGUUGUGUCCCAGCUGCAUACGAGCCAAUGGUGGUUAUGCAUUUUGGCACUGAAGGGAAGCUGGUCACCCAGUUGUUCCAGGACAUGAUUGUCACACGGUGCCACUGUGCGUGA